Messenger RNA from Cynocephalus volans (Philippine flying lemur), 2538 nucleotides. RefSeq names its product zinc finger protein 354A (gene ZNF354A). NCBI's taxonomy places the organism in Eukaryota, Metazoa, Chordata, Mammalia, Dermoptera, Cynocephalidae. The coding region runs from base 186 to 1994 and encodes 602 amino acids. The record is from RefSeq and is a predicted model, not a curated record. The transcript has 5 exons. Gene Ontology annotation, biological process: regulation of DNA-templated transcription.
UUUGCGGCUUGGCUGCUGAGCGGCUUCUGGGCCUGAGGUGGGUACAGGCGUCGCCCGGAGGGGUCCCGACGCCAGGCUGCUGUCGGCCGCGGCGGUUCCGGACCUCGGAGGCUCGGCACCGGGGAAUCCCCGAGCCUGGGAGAUCUGCCUUCUGGAGGCUGCACCCAUCCUUAGAGGAAGAGGACAUGGCUACUGAGCAAAGGACUCAGGUGUCACUGACAUUUGAGGAUGUGGCUGUGCUCUUUACUCGGGAUGAGUGGAGAAAGCUGGAUCCUUCUCAGAGGAACUUGUACCGGGAUGUGAUGCUGGAGAACUAUAGUAACCUGGCCUCACUGGGACUCCAGUUUGCCAAACCGAGAGUGAUCUCCCUGUUGCAGCGAGGAGAAGAUCCCUGGAAGGUAGAGAAAGAAAGUCCCGCAGGUUCCUCUCUAGGAUCGAAGAACAGUCAUAACAUCACAAAGUCAAGUCAGACACAAGACUCUUCAUUUCAGAGACCAAUAAGGAAAAGAUACAAAGGGAAUGGACCAUGGGACUUGAAAUCAGAAGAAACUUGCCUAUAUGAAGGCAGACUAGAGAAGAAGCAUAACAAAAAGGAAAGUUUUCGUAUAGUUUCAGUCACCCACAAAAAAAUCCUCACUGUAGAUAGAAGCCAUAAAAAUAUUGAAUUUAACAAAACCUUUAGCCCAAAGUCAGUUCUUGUUAGGCAACAGAUAGUUCCCAGAGAAGAAACACCACGAAAAUGUGAAAUACAAGGAAACAGCUUCAAACAGAAUUCACAUUUAGUUAGUCAACCAAAAAUGACAGCAGAGAAACGAUAUAAAUGUAGUAUGUGUGAGAAAACCUUUAUUAAUACUUCAUCCCUUCGUAAGCAUGAGAAAAACCAUAGUGGAGAAAAAUUAUUUAAAUGUAAAGACUGUUCGAAAGCCUUUAGCCAAAGUUCAGCUCUUAUUCAACAUCAAAUAACUCAUACUGGAGAGAAACCAUAUGUUUGUAAACAAUGUGGGAAAGCCUUCACUCUUAGUACAUCCCUUUAUAAACAUCUAAGAACCCAUACUGUAGAGAAAUCCUAUAGAUGUAAAGAAUGUGGUAAAUCCUUCAGCCGAAGGUCAGGCCUCUUUAUACAUCAAAAAAUCCAUGCUGGAGAAAAUCCUUACAAAUAUAACCCAGGUAGGAAGUCAUCUAGUUGUAGCACAUCCCUUCCUGGAUGUCAAAGAAUUCAUUCCAGAAAGAAGUCCUAUUUGUGUAAUGAAUGUGGCAACAGCUUUAAGUCUAGCUCAUCCCUUCGUUAUCAUCAGAGAAUUCACACUGGAGAGAAACCUUUUAAAUGUAGUGAAUGUGGGAGAGCCUUCAGUCAGAGUGCAUCUCUUAUUCAACAUGAAAGAAUUCACACUGGAGAAAAGCCCUAUAGAUGUAAUGAAUGUGGAAAAGGCUUCACUUCUAUUUCACGACUUAAUAGACAUCGAAUAAUUCAUACUGGGGAGAAGUUUUAUAAUUGUAAUGAAUGUGGCAAAGCCUUAAGUUCCCAUUCAACACUUAUUAUUCAUGAGAGAAUUCAUACUGGAGAGAAACCCUGUAAAUGUAAAGUAUGUGGAAAAGCUUUCAGACAAAGUUCAGCUCUCAUUCAGCAUCAGAGAAUGCAUACUGGAGAAAGACCUUAUAAAUGUAAUGAGUGUGGGAAAACAUUCAGGUGUAACUCAUCCCUUAGUAAUCAUCAAAGAAUUCAUACUGGAGAGAAACCAUAUCGAUGUGGGGAAUGUGGGAUAUCUUUUGGCCAAAGUUCAGCUCUUAUUCAGCAUCGAAGGAUUCAUACAGGAGAGAAACCCUUUAAAUGUAAUACAUGUGGGAAAACUUUUAGACAAAGCUCAUCACGUAUUGCACAUCAGAGAAUUCAUACUGGGGAGAAACCCUAUGAAUGUAACACAUGUGGGAAACUUUUCAACCACAGGUCGUCACUUACUAAUCAUUAUAAAAUUCAUAUUGAAGAGGACCCCUAGAAAGUAGAUUUGCAUGUAUGAAAGCCUUAAACCAAAGCUCAUCAGAGAAGACAUACUUAAGAGUGAUGUAACAAAUGUACUAGAUAUGAAAAAAAUCCUAUAAUUUAGUUAUCAGAUAUUAAAUUCCAUGGGUAAUCCUUGACUGUGUAAUAGAAAUGAAAGUAUUUGUGCCUGUCAGACACUUCUAAAAAUAAUCUGAGAUGAAGAAUUCACAACAGGAGACAUUGACUUUGGGCAUUUGUAAAGUAAAAUGUGUUUGUUUUUCCUCUUUCUACAGCAGUGUAUGUUAGAUACCAUGUGAUCAUCAUAAACAUCUCUGAGUGGUGAGGUGUGCUUUGGAUUUCUCCUUAGGAAAACAACAAACCACUGCUCAUUUUUCAUAGCUAACAUUUAAUAGCAUAUGAAAUAAUUGAUCAAAGAAACUAUACAUUUUUAGAUUAAAGGACCAAAAUAAAAGAUAAAAAUGAACUGCAAACUACCUCUCAGUCUCUGGGGUUGGUCCUUUUCCUGACCUGAUGUCAAACUGUGCAUGGAUUUCAUUAAA